Microthlaspi erraticum is the source of this 2970-nucleotide messenger RNA. NCBI's taxonomy places the organism in Eukaryota, Viridiplantae, Streptophyta, Magnoliopsida, Brassicales, Brassicaceae. The record is from the annotation of a GenBank genome assembly.
AUGUUCCGGCGUCUACUUAUCCUUCGCCUCCUCUUUCUACUACCCUUAGCUUCAUCGCGACCGGACCAUAAAAAGGAAGAAGUCGAGAAUCUUCUCAAAUUGAAAUCCGCAUUUGGAGAAACAGAAUCAAACGACGUCUUCGCCAAAUGGACUCACCGGAAAUCGGCUUGUGAAUUCGUCGGAGUCGUCUGCGAUUCCGUCGGAAACGUCGUCGAGAUCAACCUCGGAAGUCGGAGUUUGAUCAACGGAGACAACACUAGUCACGAUCUUCCUUUCGAUUCGAUCUGCGAUUUGAAGUUCCUGGAGAAGCUCGUUCUAGGAAACAACUCCUUGCGUGGCCGGAUUCGUGAGAAUCUCAGGAAAUGCAAUCGCCUGAGAUACUUAGACCUCGGCGUCAACAAUUUCUCCGGCGAGUUCCCGGCGAUCGAUUCGUUGCGAUUACUCGAGUUUUUAAGCGUUAACGCAUCCGGAAUCUCCGGGAAAUUCCCGUGGCAUUCUCUGAAAAACCUGAAGAGACUGAAGUUCUUAAGCGUCGGAGAUAACCGAUUCGAUCGGCAUCCAUUUCCCGGAGAGAUUCUAAACCUCACCGCCUUGAAUUGGAUCUAUCUGAGUAACAGCAGCAUCACCGGUAAGAUUCCAGAGGGAAUCAAAAACCUUCUUCUUCUACAAAACCUUGAGCUCUCCGAUAAUGAAAUCACCGGUGAGAUUCCAAGGGGGAUCUCUCAGCUCAAAAACCUAAUCCAGCUCGAGAUUUACACCAAUUACUUAACCGGAAAGUUACCAACCGGGUUUGGGAGUUUGACGAAUUUGAGGUAUUUCGACGCCUCUAACAACUCUUUAGAAGGUGAUUUGUCUGAGCUCAGAUCUUUAAAGAACCUCGUUUCUCUGGGAUUGUUCGAGAACCGACUAACCGGUGAGAUCCCAAGAGAGUUUGGUGAUUUCAAGAGUUUGGCUGCUCUGUCUCUUUACAGAAACCGGCUCACCGGGAAAUUACCGGAGAGACUCGGAUCUUGGACCGGUUUCAAACACAUGGACGUGUCUGAGAACUUCUUGGAAGGUCAGAUUCCUCCUGAUAUGUGCAAGAAAGGUGUAAUGACGCAUCUUCUCUUGUUACAGAACAGAUUCUCAGGGCAAGUCCCGGAGAGCUAUGCGAAAUGCAAGAGUCUGGUUCGUGUUCGUGUAAGCAACAACUCUCUCUCUGGUGUGAUCCCUAAUGGGAUCUGGGGUUUGCCUAACCUCCAGUUUCUUGAUCUUGCUUCAAACCGUUUUGAAGGAAAUCUCACUGGUGAUAUUGGUAAGGCCAAGUCUCUUGGCUCUUUAGAUUUGAGCAGCAAUCAGUUUUCCGGUUCUCUACCGUCUGAGAUCUCAGGAGCUAACUCGUUAGUGUCUGUUAACUUUCGCCUGAACAAGUUUUCCGGGAAUGUCCCUGAGUCAUUCGGCAAACUUAAGGAGCUUUCGAGUCUCUAUCUUAACGAGAACAAACUCUCCGGUGCUAUACCAGUGUCACUAGGCUUGUGUGCAUCUCUGGCUGACCUAAACCUAGCUGGAAAUUCACUCUCUGGUAAUAUCCCGGAUAGUUUAGGAUCUCUACACUUGUUGAAUUCUCUGAAUCUCUCAGGAAACAAACUAUCAGGAAAGAUUCCGGUUGGUCUGUCGUCUCUCAAGCUAAGCCUACUUGACUUAUCCGAUAAUAAAUUGACCGGUUCUGUUCCUCAAUCACUCAAGACUGGAAGCUUUGAAGGAAAUUCAGGGCUAUGCAGCUCAGAGAUUGCGUAUCUUCAGCCAUGUCGCGACCACGAUGGGACAGCGAAACACUUGUCUAAAUUGGAGAUCUGUUUCAUCGUUGCUUUGUUACUUGCUCUGUUUGUCUUAUUCUGUUACGUGAUCUUCAAGGUAAAGCAAGGUAGGUUAAAUCGAACGGCUGAGAAGAAGAACAACUGGCUAGUGAGCUCUUUCCGGCUACUCAACAUGAACGAAAUGGAAAUCAUCGAUGAGAUCAAGUCAGAGAAUCUUAUAGGCAGAGGUGGUCACGGGAACGUGUACAGAGUGACCCUGAGUAACGGCGAAACACUGGCAGUUAAACACAUAUGGAGACCAGAGGUUUGCAACGAAAGUUUCAGAAGCUCAACGGGAAUGUUAAGUAGUGACAGAAACAACAACAACAACAAUAACCGAGAGUUCGAGGCAGAAGUAGCCACGCUAAGCAAUAUAAAACACAUAAACGUUGUGAAGUUGUUCUGCAGCAUAAUGAGCGAGGAUAGUAACUUGCUUGUCUAUGAGUAUAUGCCUAACGGGAGCUUGUGGGAGCAGUUGCACGAGCGCCGUGGUGAGCAAGAGAUUGGAUGGCGUGUGAGACAAGCAAUAGCUUUAGGAGCUGCUAAAGGGUUGGAGUAUCUUCACCAUGGGUUAGAUCGGCCUGUGAUACAUCGCGACGUGAAGUCAAGCAAUAUAUUGCUUGAUGAAGAGUGGAGAGCGAGAAUUGCUGAUUUUGGAUUGGCGAAAAUCAUUCAGCCUGAUUCGGUUCAACGAGCUUUCUCGGCUCCUCUUGUUGAAGGAACUCUUGGUUACAUUGCCCCCGAAUGCGCAUACACGUCGAACGUGAACGAGAAGAGCGAUGUGUACAGCUUCGGGGUGGUGUUAAUGGAGUUGGUGACAGGGAAGAAGCCAGUGGAGGCAGAGUUCGGCGAGAACAAAGACAUCGUCAUGUGGGUUUGGAGCAGGAGCAAGGAAAUGAACAGAGAGAAGAUGAUGGAAUUAAUCGAUCCGAUUAUCGAGUAUGAACACAAGGAGGAUGCUCUCAAAGUGUUGACCAUUGCUUUGUUAUGUACGGACAAGUCUCCUCAGAGUCGACCGUCUAUGAAAUCAGUGGUUUGUAUGCUGGAGAAAACAGAGUCUUCAUGCAGCAAUAAUGGAGAAGCAAGUUAUGAUGAUAAUGAUAGUGAUGAGAUUACUGAAAUUUAUAACUCAUAG